This is a messenger RNA of Alnus glutinosa, 776 nucleotides long. RefSeq names its product putative disease resistance protein RGA3. The record is from RefSeq and is a predicted model, not a curated record. Gene Ontology annotation, biological process: defense response to fungus. Bases 276 to 776 code for a protein of 166 amino acids. The transcript has a single exon. NCBI's taxonomy places the organism in Eukaryota, Viridiplantae, Streptophyta, Magnoliopsida, Fagales, Betulaceae. Gene Ontology annotation, molecular function: ADP binding.
UCCUAUCUCUACUUUUCUUAGUCAUUUUUAUUAAGGAGAUAGAGCCAAAGAUAAAAUAUCUACUUGACAAACUAGAAUAUCUAGCAAAACAAAAGGAUGUUCUAGGCUUGAAAGAAGGUGUUGGAGGAGAAUCAUUAAAAAGAUUGCCCACGACUUCUUUGGUCGAAGAAUCUGAUAUUUUUGGUAGGGAUGAUGAUAAUGAAAAAAUAAUAAGCUUCUUGAUCUCACAUGAUGCAACUAGCAAUGAAAAUCUGUGUGUGAUUCCUAUAGUCGGCAUGGGGGGAAUUGGCAAGACCACUCUUGCUAAGCUUGUAUACAAGGACAAGAGGGUGAAGGAGCAUUUUGACCUUCAAGCAUGGGUAUGUGUUUCGGAUGAGUUUGACGUGUUAAGGGUAACUAAAACAUUAAUUCUAGAGGAAGUAGGUUUGUCUACUAAUGCUGAUAAAAAUCUAAAUCUACUUCAAUUUACACUACAAGAUAAAUUGAUGGGUAAGAAAUUCCUACUUGUUUUAGAUGAUGAAUGGUAUGAGGAUAAAGCUAAAUGUGAAGUCUUAAGCAAUCCAUUAAAAUCUGGGGUACAAGGAAGCAUAGUCAUUGUAACAACACGCAACGAAGGUGCUGCAUCAAUCAUGCGCACUGUUCCAACUCAUCAACUAAAGAAGUUAGGAGAGGAAAAUUGUUGGUCACUAUUUGCAAAACAUGCAUUCCACGAUUACAACUCUAAUGAAUGUACGGAGCUAGAAGUAAUAGGUCGACAAAAUUGUGAAAAAGUGUAA